AUGGACUGCCUCGUACGCGGCACAAACUUUUUGAUACGAAACAUCGAAGCAGAAUCUUUCACUUACGAUCAUCAUAACGAAAAUUGUCGCUAUCACUUUGAGACCAUACGUCCAUCUGUGAUUUGCCCAUAUCUUCUUGUCAAUGUUGGUACUGGAGUAUCUGUUUUUAGGGUGGAUAGUGACGGCAAAUAUGAACGGGUCGGAGGUUCCUCUUUAGGAGGAGGCUGUUUUUUUGGGCUAGGAAAUCUUCUGACUUCAGAAGUAGAUUUGGAUGAAAUGAUGCGCAUGGCGGAAGACGGCGACCAUCGACAAUUUGAUAUCUUGGUAUCAGAUAUUUACGGUGGAAAGUUUACUAGCUUGGGUCUCAGUGGUGACUUAAUAGCCGGUUCUUUUGGAAAGUGUGCCAGAAAAUGCCUCGCGGACGACUUGAAAAAUUGUCCAGAUUUCAAGAACAACGUGAUGCGAAGCCUUUUGCUUAUGAUUAGUAAUAGCAUCGGUCAGUUUGCAUUUCUGUACGCUCAAAGAGAGAAAACGAACAGAAUCUAUUUUGACGGAUUCCUCAUCAGAAAUCAUGCUAUCAUAAUGCGAACUAUCUCGUAUGCUAUUGAAUUUUGGAGCGAGGGAACACAACAAGCUCAUUUUUUACGGCACGAAGGUUACACGUCAGCAAUCGGUGCUUACCUUAGUGGAGCCUCCUUAGUUGAUCUUUCCGAAGCAGGAUUUGGAGCAGGAUAUGAGGCAGAACGUCUUUCGUGGCGCGAGUAUUACUCAGGUUGUUCUGAACUUGGUAGAUUCGUCCCUACUGCACCUUUAUCUAUGGGAUUCACGGUGAGUCUACUUCCCAAUAUCAUCCUACAUCGUCCCUGAUG
This is a messenger RNA of Strongylus vulgaris, 869 nucleotides long. Lineage: Eukaryota; Metazoa; Nematoda; Chromadorea; Rhabditida; Strongylidae. The record is from the annotation of a GenBank genome assembly.